CAACCCAAGUGCUAGUGAACACAUAAAUCACAUAAUAAGACAACAGCCAAGGAAUUGAAUUAGUGACUAAACCAGUGUAGUGCCCAGCAAGAUUGCUUCGUUCCGGUGGAGAAUAGUAUGCCCAUUUGUUCACAGUGGAUUCAACGAAUAAAAUGGCCGUUGGACCGACGGAGGGCAAACAGCCGCCCUCAGAGAGCUUCUCGCCCACGCACCACCAGAUUAUAGCACCCAGCCCCAUCCUGGCCGUUCCAACGCUGGCCUUCUCCGCCGCCCAGGUGGAGAUCGUGUGCAAGACGCUCGAGGACUCCGGCGACAUCGAGCGGUUGGCCCGCUUCCUCUGGAGCCUGCCGGUGGCCCUGCCCAACAUGCACGAGAUCCUCAACUGCGAGGCGGUGCUCCGUGCCCGCGCAGUGGUCGCCUACCAUGUGGGCAACUUCAGGGAACUUUAUGCAAUAAUAGAGAAUCAUAAGUUUACAAAGGCGUCCUACGGCAAACUGCAGGCCAUGUGGCUGGAGGCCCACUACAUUGAGGCCGAGAAGCUGCGCGGUCGAUCACUGGGCCCCGUGGACAAGUAUCGGGUGCGAAAGAAGUUCCCCCUGCCGCCGACGAUCUGGGACGGCGAGCAGAAGACGCACUGCUUCAAGGAGCGCACGCGGAGCCUACUGCGCGAAUGGUACCUACAGGAUCCCUACCCGAAUCCCACCAAGAAGCGGGAGCUGGCCAAGGCCACCGGGCUGAAUCCCACGCAAGUGGGCAACUGGUUCAAGAACCGCCGCCAGCGGGAUCGGGCUGCUGCGGCCAAGAAUCGCAUUCAGCAUAGCCAGAACAACUCGGGGAUGGGCUGUCGCAGCCGACGGGCGGACGGAGCUGCCUCGCCGACGCCCUCGGACAGCUCCGACUCGGACAUCUCGCUGGGCACCCACUCACCAGUGCCCAGCAGCCUGCAGCUGCAGCACAGUCCGGGCAGCACCUCCAACGGCGCCAACGACCGCGAGGAGAGCCUGAGCGUGGACGACGACAAGCCGCGGGAUCUGAGCGGAUCGCUGCCACUGCCCCUCUCCCUGCCCCUGCCGCUGGCCUCGCCAACCCACACGCCCCCCCAACUUACGGCGGGCUACGGCGGCGGGGCGGGCCCAGGACCCGGUGGACCGCUGACCGCUCCGGGCUGCCUGCCUCCGUUCAAGCUGGACGCGGCCACCAGUCUCUUCAGCGCCGGCUGUUACCUGCAGAGCUUCAGCAACCUGAAGGAGAUGUCACAGCAGUUCCCCAUCCAGCCGAUUGUACUGCGUCCGCAUCCUCAGCUGCCGCAGCCGCUGGCACUGAAUGGGGCAUCUGGCGGACCACCACUGCAUCAUCCGGCAUACGCGGCUGCCUACAGUGUGGAGUGUGUUCCGGGUGGGCAUGGACCACCGCAUCCGCCACCGAAGCUAAGGAUCAACUCACCGGAGAAGCUCAACUCCACGGCAGUGGCGGCGGCGGCUUCGGGCGGAGGAGGAGGUGGCAACCAACACCACGAGCCCACCACCAUGGGCUACCAUCACAGUGGCCAACUGAUGCUCCAUCGGCCCUUCUCCACGUCUCCGGAACUGAAGCACAGUGCUCCCGAGAUCACAUGAUAUCAGCGGGUCUGAGGUGUCCACCUGUUAGCCCACCCAGACUAACCUUACAACCCAAGCCCAAUCCCAAUCCCAAUCCCACAAGCUCCGAAGCACUAAGGCCCAGCUAUUCAGAUUGUUUCAAUUGUACUUCUAAGUUAGCCCGUAGUUAAGCGCAUCCCAGCGGCGGAGUUCGAGCAAUAUUCGAUCCGGAACUGUUUCCUAUAUCAUGACCCAUAAUUACCAUACCUUUACCGAUACCUAUACCUAUACCGUUACCCAGCAGCAGCAAAUCGCAAGCGUCGCACACUCACUCUUCAAAGAUAGCCAUUUAAGCCGGAUGGAAACAGAGAUACAGAUUUAGAGCUAAUCCAGAUGGCGGUCCCAGUGGCCCCAAAACUGAACUUGAAUUCGAGACGUUUU
This is a messenger RNA of Drosophila teissieri, 2018 nucleotides long. RefSeq names its product protein Optix. Gene Ontology annotation, molecular function: RNA polymerase II cis-regulatory region sequence-specific DNA binding; DNA-binding transcription factor activity, RNA polymerase II-specific. Gene Ontology annotation, cellular component: nucleus; transcription regulator complex. NCBI's taxonomy places the organism in Eukaryota, Metazoa, Arthropoda, Insecta, Diptera, Drosophilidae. Gene Ontology annotation, biological process: regulation of transcription by RNA polymerase II. The record is from RefSeq and is a predicted model, not a curated record. The coding region runs from base 153 to 1616 and encodes 487 amino acids. The transcript has 4 exons.